GACUACUAAUAAUAAAUUUUUUUAGGUAUACUCUAAUAUUUCAUUAAAACGCUCUUUUAAAAUUUAAAAAUAUUAAAAAUUAAAUGAAUUAUGUCAGUGCUAUAUAUAUAUAUACUCCAAUAUAAGCAAGAAUUUGUCAUUAGUCAUUCAGAAUUUAAUAUUUCGAAUAAAAAUGGAGAAAUGGCAAAUAUCUCUUUUAUGCAUAAUAUCGUGCUUGAUAUUUAACGAAGCAAUUCAACCGAAAAGUUCAAAAGACAAACAAUCAUGCCAAAUAGAAGUAGAAACAGCGAGUAAAUGUGCAGACAAUGAAAACUUGAAAUUUUUAAAAAAUGAUUUUGAUAAGGGAUAUAAAUGGGAUAAAAAUACAAUAGCUACUGCUGCUGCUAAUGGAUAUUUAGAAAGCCUAAAAUAUUUACGUGAAAAUGAUUGUCCAUGGGAUAACAUCACAACAUUAUCAGCUGCAGAUAAUGGUCAUUUAGAAUGUUUAAUAUAUGCUUAUGAAAAUGGCUGUACAUGGAAUGAAUUAGAUAUUGCGAAAAGUGCCAUUAAAAAUGGUAAUCUAGAAAUAUUAAAAUAUGUUCAUAAAAAAGGAUAUGAAUUCAAUGAACUCACAACUAAUAUGGCUGCGAUAAGUAAUCUAGAAAUUUUAAAAUAUGUCCUUGAAAAUGGAUACCCCUGCAAUAGGAGCACAACUUAUAAUGCUGCCUUAAUUGGUAAUCUAGAAAAUUUAACAUAUUUAUAUGAAAAAAAUGUCCGUGGGAUGAACGUACAACAAAAGCAGCUGCAUCUAGUGGUAAUUUAGAAUGCUUAAAAUAUGCAUAUGAAAAUAAGUGUCCGUGGGAUGAAAGCACAAUUGCGGCUAUCAAAAUAAGUAAUUUAAACAUUUAUAAGUAUUCUGUCAAGAAUAGACUGUUUAUGGAUUCAUCUCUAGAUUUAGAGGAUGAGUUAUUAUAAACGAUAUGAUAAUUUAAAUAACCUUUAAACCAAUUUAUAUUGUAUAUUAAUUUUUUUAAAUAAUUUCUGUUAUAAUGAUGUAUAGUGACAUAUAUAUUGUCUUAUAAGAACUAUACAGAUAACAAAACAUUCUAUAUUUUUUCAAAUUAUUUUAAAAAAUAAAAAAUUAAGAUAAAUAUAAAAAAAAAUUUAGUUAGCCAUUUUGUUAAGUAGAUUUUUACAAAAAAUUGGAUAAAAAAAUAUCUAAUAAAUAGUAAAUUAUCCGUAGCAUUUUAAAGUUUAUGAAAUUUUGAAUGUGUAAACAAAAAUAAGGUUACUUAAAUGUAGUAUGCCAAACCAAUUUUUUCUUUUAAUAUAUAAAAUUUUGCCUAUUAAGAAAAUUGUUAUUUAUUUUUAACACAGUUGUGCUUAUCCAUAAUGGAGAAGUUCUGUUUAAUUUUUGUUUGAUGGAAGAGAGAAACAUAUUAUUAUUUUGUCACUCUUGUCUUUUGCCCCCUCUAAUGUUAAAAAUCGAUUGUGGAUCCGUCCUAUACAGCGUGAUUUUUUUAUCAUAACCCACUCAAUUACUUGCAGAAUAAUAAUAGUUUAAACAUUUUUUUUUUUUUAUUAUCUUUAGUUACACAUCCCACUGUACAAUAAAUGUUUCAGUACGUCGGGGGAACAUUUUUUUAGUGUUUCAUACGUAACAUCACUUUGAAACAUCAAUAAGCUGUUAUAUGGUUGUUUUUUUAAGUUAAUACAAAUUAAGUACAAAGGAAAUAUCCAUGUGAUAUCAUUUUGACUUAGUACAAAUUUGGUACGAAUGUAACAUACAUACUACGUUCCUCCGAAAUAUUACACUAUGUAUUAAUAGCAUUCUAUUAUCAUAAUUAUGAUAAACGAUUGCUUGGAAAUUUAAUUUUAGAAAUAUAUAUUAAAAAACAAAAUAUUUUGUCAUACGACACUGUAAUUGCCUAUCAAUACCUGGAAAAUCCAAAAACCCAUGUGACGUAUGUCUUUAUCUUUUAUUUUAAGGGAUCGGCCACAAACGACCAACAACUCUGUAGUAGACACGAUGUUAUGUUAUGGACAAUCUUACAAUUGUUUAUGUUAGACAGUAUACUUGUUUAAUUAUUAUUAAGUGUUUUUAAUUAUUAUUAAGUGUGUUUAAUUAUAAUUAUUAUUUUUUCUUAUAUUUUUUAAUAAUGGCUGAACAAACAAAAAAGGUAAGUUAUACAAUCUACUUAUUUACACUUGUUAUAAUACUGCAUCCACACUUAAUAACAUUGUUAUAUAAGUACAUUCAGUGGUGUAAAAUUUCAAGGAUUGCAACUUAUUAAUCAAUUUAAAAAGUGGUCAGUAUUUUUUAAAUAACUCUUACAAAUACCAACUUUAAAUUUUAUGAUGUGACAUAAAUGAAGUUUCCCUUAAAUGGCUUAUUGUGCUGUUCCCUGAGCACAAUGAAUAUAGUGUUGUACCAACGAAUUGGGUCACAAAAAAUGAAUUAACUCAAGUAAAUUAUUGCUACUGGCCUCCAGGCACUGUUAACAGUGAUGUUAUACAAAAAGCAGAUGAGCCGGGGUUAACCUGGAAAAUGUAUAGAGUAAAAAUUUAUGGUGGAAAUAAAACUUUUGAUAAUUUUAAUAAAGCAUGGCAUCAACAAGUUAUUAUUGAAGAUUCAUCUAAUGAAACAGGCAAUGAAGAAAAUAUGAUUCUAAGACAUAAACAAAAAGGAAAGCUUAUGUCACAAAAUGUAUUGUUUAAUGUAACUGAUGAAAGUGACAAUGACAAUGAUAACAGUUAUAAUAUAAUGGCUCAGUCAUCAUCUGCCACAUUGAAUAUUGUCAAACCUUUGUUUGUAAAAUCAAAUAGUAAUGCUCUAAUAGUUUCAAGUUUAGAAACUGAUAAUAGAAUGUCUUAUUUACUUAACCAAUCAACAUCUUCAGCCACUGAUACAUCAGUUGAACCUAUAGCAUCUUGUAGUUCAUUAACUGAAAAAGACAACUAUCAACAACUCUCUGAGUUAAUGCCUCCAGAACCCAAACAUAUUUGUUCUACAACGGACUUCUCAUUACAGUCAUCAAAUACAAUGAACACUUUAAAUCAGUCUGUUCUCCAACAAAAAAACUACGAUCCAACAAUGAACAUGAUGUUAAAUAGAAUAUUAUUAAAAGUAGAAAACAUUGAAAAAAUUUUGUCUAAACAUAAAAAUGAAAAUAAAAAUGCUCUGUUAGACAAUUCAUUUUUAUCAAAAUUCCCCAUUGAUAAUGUUGAAGGAUUUUUAUUGAUUGAAACUUGCAUUAGUAAUGAAAUUGAUUUUGUUUCAAAAUUGGAAUAUUUUAUUAGAUCAAUUGGAGGAAGGGAUGGCAAAGAACAUAUAAGAAGGUCUUUGACCAAACUUUUUACUAAUUCAUAUGCUGGUAAAUGUACGUGGACUGGUCGUGGAAAAAAUAUAAUUACCAAAGUAGGAGAUUCUGAAUUAAUCAGAAUAUUUACAAAAGUUAUUAAAGAUAAUGCCAAAAAGCCCAUGACAAACUCUGAUGUAGAAAUAGAAAUUGCCGAAUGGCUUAGGCGUGCUAACACACGAGUACAAAGGGACAAAUUAAACGAGUGACAAUAUAAUUUUUUAUAUGUGUUUAUGUUUUUUUUUUAUAUACAUUUAUAAUUACAGUUUUAAAAUAAUAUUUAUAAAAAGUUUUUAUUUAUAUUUAAGAAAGUACCAUUUUUAUUUCAGAAGUAACUAAUAGAGUUAUUGAAAAACAAAAACAUUUAAUAUCCAGUAGUAUAAUUCUUGAUCCUAUUGUCACUUU
Daktulosphaira vitifoliae (grape phylloxera) is the source of this 3743-nucleotide messenger RNA. RefSeq lists its product as uncharacterized. The transcript has 10 exons. NCBI's taxonomy places the organism in Eukaryota, Metazoa, Arthropoda, Insecta, Hemiptera, Phylloxeridae. Bases 2528 to 3547 code for a protein of 339 amino acids. The record is from RefSeq and is a predicted model, not a curated record.